Sipha flava (yellow sugarcane aphid) is the source of this 910-nucleotide messenger RNA. RefSeq lists its product as uncharacterized. The record is from RefSeq and is a predicted model, not a curated record. Lineage: Eukaryota; Metazoa; Arthropoda; Insecta; Hemiptera; Aphididae. The transcript is spliced from 2 exons. The coding region runs from base 389 to 712 and encodes 107 amino acids.
UGUUUCUAGUCCUCUAUUAUCUUAUUAGUCCGUGCUGUUCUUUACAUUCCUAAUCCACAGACAUUUAUACUAUACUAUAAUAUAGAUAUCUGUGUUCUAAUCCUAGUCCAUUUCUCUCGCUCAAUAUCAACUUAUUAAAAACUGUGUUAAGAAGACAGGAUAGCGCAGUCUAUUAAAUUGUGUCUUUGAAGAACUGUGCAGUGUUAUAAUUUUAAGGUUAUUAUUGUUUUUAACUUUGUGCUAAGUUCUAACUAGUGUCUUGUCUUUUGUCAACGAGUAACGACAGUAAACAGUUCAUUAGUGUAGCGACUGUGCGUAUUGUAAAUACUACUUGAGUUUCUGAGUAUCUACUGUUUGACUUUUUAUUUGUUUUAAUUGUUUUCUUCCAAUGAUUCCAUCUCGAAAAUUGUCAUUGCUCACUUUUCAGCAAAAACUUGCAGAUGAGAAAAAGAAACCAGUAGGAAUAGCAACAAAAUUAAUAAGAUCAGAACCACCACCAUUAGUUAUUGAAGGUCUAACAAAGGCAAACAGAUUUCGUCUCAUAUGUAGUGCAGGAGCUGUGCUUGAAGUGAUAGAAGACAACAAUGAACACGAUCCAAAAUUAUUAGAAAUGUGGAGCGACUACUUAAAAAAUUUAUUACUAACAGCAGCAAUAGUAAGUCAAUCUAGUGAUGAGCCACCAAUUCAAGAAUCAGGAGAAUCUUUUGAUUAGAUUAAAAAAUAAUAAGAAUUAAUGUAAAUUUCAAAUUUAUAAUAAUCAAUUUAAAACAUUUUCUUCAUUACCAAAAAGGGCUUUAUAUAAAUUAAGCUAUUAUAAAUAUACUUAAUAAAUUCAACCAAUAAAUUUAGUAGGAAAGUCAAUUUUCCUACAAAAAAAAAAAAAACAGAAAACCAGAGUAGUAUCUUCAAA